AGCAUUUUUCCCCCACCCUCCUAGAGUCAGACACAUCCUACUGUUUCUCAGCCAGUUUGAGCUAGUUUCCAGUGCAUAAGCUUUUAUUGAAACUGCAUCCAUGAAGCAAUUCAUCUUUCUCUAGCCUUCCAGGAAGAAAGAAGCACAAAGGAUUUCUACACCCAAAUAGAUAGUUUCCUUUUUUUUUUUUUUUAACAGAAGAAAUUUGAAAUACAAUCUGGUUAUCAGAAUGGCAGAAAAACUAAACCUUCCAGAAAACACAGAUGAGUGGACAAAAGAGGAUGUGAGCCAGUGGCUAGAAAGCCAUAAGAUUGACCAAAAGCACUGGAAAAUCUUGUUUGACCAAGAUGUAAGUGGAGCAAACUUGAAGUUGUUAAAUAAAAGCCAUCUUGUUGAUAUGGGCAUAACACAUGGACCAGCUAUCCAGAUAGAAAACUUAGUCAGAGAAUUACAGACCACAUCAUCUGGUGAUUCUAUUCAGACAUCAAAGAAGCGGAGAGGCAAGAAAAAUGUUCCUAAAAUGCAAACAGAAACUAGAGUGACUUCAGAGGAAAACCACAGGGAUAAGGGACACUCAGAUUCAGCUGAUGUCUCUACAGCAAGUCUAGGGACAAAAGGUUCCAAGUCACUAGACAAGACAGAGGUACAGGAAAAGCAGCUAUCCCCAGAACCAUCAUGCUUCUCAUAUCCUUUUGAUGAAUUCCAUGAUUCAUUUCGUUAUAAAUUACAUUUCAUUCUACAGCCUGAAACAGGCCCACUCAAUCUCAUUGAUCCAGUACAUGAAUUCAAACUCCUCACAAAUACAGAAACAGCCACAGAAGAGGAUAUUAUGAUGAAAUUUAGCAAUGAAACAUUCAAAUUUGCUUCAGCUUGUAUGAAUUCACGUACUAAUGGUACCAUUCAUUUUGGAGUCCAAGACAAGCCUCAUGGAAAAAUUGUUGGCAUUAAAGUCACCACCGAAACCAAACACUCCUUAAUUAACCACUUCCAUAAGAUGAUACCUCAGUAUUUUGAGCCUCAUCAGGUCCAACAAGCAAAGAAGUGCAUUCGGGAGCCAAGAUUUGUAGAAGUUUUACUACCAAAUAGCAGUGUAUCUGACAAAUUUGUUAUUGAAGUAGAUGUUGUUCCACAGUACUCUGACUGUGGGCAUAACUAUUUCCAGAUCAAGCUGCAAAACCUUAAAAACAAAGCAUGGCAACAAAGUUCAAACUACUCAAUUUUUGUGCGAGAUGGGCCCAACACUAAUAACAUCAUAAAUGAAAAUGCUAAAUUGAAAGCUUUUAAAAUGGAUUUAAAAACAUUGGCAGAAUCUAGGGAAGAAGCAGAAGAAAAACACAAAAAAAACUCAACUAUAAACAAGAGAGAAGGACUAAGGCUUGUUAAACUGUUGACAGGAAAUCAAGACUUGUUAGAUAAUUCAUAUUAUGACUGGUACCUACUUGUAACAAAUAAAUGUCAUCCAAGUCAAACCAAACACCUGGAUUUCCUCAAGGAGAUUAAGUGGUUUGCUGUGUUAGAGUUUGAUCCUGAAUCUGAGAGAAAUGGAGUGGUCAAAGCUUUCAAGAGAAGCCGAGUAGCAAACCUCCACUUUCCAAGCCUAUUUAUAGAAGGAAAAUCCACGACACAUGAGAAGAUUUGUACUCUGAAUCUCUACCAGCAACCCAGCUGGAUUUUCUGUAAUGGCAGGUUAGACCUCGACAGUGAAAAAUACAAACCUUUAGAUCCAGUUUCCUGGCAAAGAGAAAGAGCUUCUGAAGUCAGGAAACUGAUUUCAUUUCUUACCCAUGAAGAUAUAAUGCCAAGGGGUAGGUUUUUGGUGGUAUUUUUAUUACUCUGCUCUGUGAGUGAUGCAAGAGACCCCCUUAUUGAGACUUUCUGUGCUUUCUACCAAGAGCUCAAAGGAAUGGAAAAUAUACUGUGUAUUUGUGUAAAUUCAGAUAUCUGUAAGGACUGGAAAGACCUGCUUGAAGCAAGAUUAUCAAGUCAACAAGAUGAAUUAUCAAACCAAUGCAUUUCUACUUUAAACCUGGAAGAGAUUAAUGGCACUAUUCUUAAGUUAAAAUCUUUAACUCAGUCCUUAACGAGAUUUUUGCCAUCUAUUGGUGCAUCUACAGUCCUUCUGAAAAAGGAAGAAGAAAUCAUGACUGCUUUGGAGAUUCUCUGUGAAAAUGAAUGUGAAGGUACACUCUUAGAGAAAGACAAAAAUAAAUUUCGUGAAUUCAAGACAUCAAAAGAAGAAGACUUCUACCGAGGUGGCAAAGUGUCGUGGUGGAACUUCUACUUUUCCUCUGAAAACUACUCUUCCCCUUUUGUCAAAAGGGAUAAAUAUGAAAGAUUAGAAGCACUGAUCCAAAACUGGGCAGAUACUUCUAAGCCAACAUGUGUCAAAAUCAUUCAUCUGUAUCAUCAUCCAGGCUGUGGGGGGACAACCUUGGCUAUGCAUAUCCUCUGGGAACUAAGGAAGAAAUUCAGGUGUGCUGUGCUAAAAAAUAAGAAUGAGGAUUUUUCAGAAAUUGGAGAGCAAGUGACCACUUUAAUCACGUAUGGAGCAACAAGCCAUCAGGAAUACUUACCUGUUCUGCUUCUUGUUGAUGAUUUUGAAGAGCAAGAGAAUGUCUACCUUCUGCAGGCCUCCAUUCAAACAGCAGUAGCCAAAAAAUACAUUCGUUAUGAGAAACCCUUAGUGAUCAUCCUAAACUGCACAAGAUCACAAAAUCCCGAAAAGAGUGCAAAGAUAACAGACAGUGUUGCUUUAAUACAGCAACUGACCCCCAAAGAACAGAGAGCUUUUGAGCAAAAAUUGACAGAAAUCAAAGAACAGCAUAAAAACUUUGAAGAUUUUUAUUCCUUCAUGAUCAUGAAAACUAACUUUAAUAAAGAGUACAUAGAAAAUGUGGUGAGGAACAUUCUUAAAGGACAGAAUAUCACCACCAAGGAAGCAAAGCUCUUUUCUUAUCUGGCUCUUCUGAAUUCCUAUGUGCCAGACACCACCAUUUCUCUCUCCCAGUGUGAGAAGUUCCUCGGCAUCGCAAACAAGAAGGCUUUCUGGGGAACAGAAAAACUUGAAGACAAGAUGGGAACCUUCUCUACAAUUCUCAUAAAAACACAGGUGGUAGAAUGUGGGAGCUACUGUGGAGUGCGAAUCAUUCACCCUUUGAUUGCAGUUCUUUCUCUGAAAGAAUUAAAGAAAAGCUAUGACUUGAAUACAAGGCAAAUUAUGCUGAAUAUGCUAACAGAAAAUUUGUUCUAUGAUGCUGGUAUAGGCAAGAGCAAAUUUCUCCAAGAUAUGCAAACAUUGCUGCUCAUAAGACAGCGUAAUGAGCACGAAGGUGAGACAGGAAACUGGUUUUCCCCAUUCAUUGAAGCACUGCAUAAGGAUGAAGGAAAUGAAGCCGUUAAAGAUGUAUUACUUGAAGCUACCCAACGCUUCCACCCAAACGCAUUCAUUUGUCAAGCUUUGGCAAGACAUUUCUACCUUAUAGAGAAGGACUUUAAAAAUGCUUUAAAUUGGGCAGAACAAGCAAAGAAUAUAGAACCUCAUAAUUCUUAUAUCUCAGAUACACUGGGUCAAGUCUACAAAAGUAAAAUAAGAUGGUGGAUAGAUGAUAAUGGAAGAAACAGGAGUAUUUCAGUUGAUGACCUAAUAGAGCUUUUGGAUUUAGCAGUACAUGCCUCCAGUGCGUUCAAAGAAUCUCAGAGGCAGACUGAAGACAGAGAAUACGAAGGGAAGGAAAGGUCUUAUCAGAUGUCAAAAAGGAAGUAUGAUACUUACAACAUAGCUGGUUACCUAGGGGAGAUUGAAGUUGGGCUCUACACCAUCAAGAUUCUCCAGCUCAUUCCUUUUUUUGACCCACAAAAUGAACCAUCUAAGAGAGAUAUGAUUAAUUUUAUAUCAGGAAACUGUGCUCUUCCAGGGGAUUCAAAUGAAUUUAAAUCAGCCCUCAAGAAUUUUAUUUCUUACCUAACUACUUUGAAAUCUUCUUUGAAAAAAUCCUUUGAUUUUUUUGAUGAUUACUUUGUCCUUCUAAAACCCAGGAAUAACAUAAAGCAAAAUGAAGAGGCCAAAACUCGAAGAAAGGUGGCUGGGUAUUUUAAUAAGUAUAUGGAUAUAUUUGGUCCCUCAGCAGAUUCACAAAACCAAGAUCAUGGAUCCAAGCUCAGCUUACCACUUCAAGUAGAGAGUUGUCGGAGAAACUUAGAAGCUUUAAAAGCAGACAAGUUUUCAGGACUCUUGGAAUAUCUUAUCAAAAGUCAGGAAGAUGCUUUAUACCAUAUGGAGUAUAUAGUGGACAGGUACACCUUCCUCUUUGAACAAUGUACCACCAAAAUGCAGCCAAGGGAAAAGCAAAAUUUCAUCCUGGCCAACAUCAUCCUCUCUUGUAUAAAACCUACUUCCAAAUUAGUGAAGCCAGUUAAAAAACUGAAAGAUCAGCUUCGAGAAGUCUUGCAACAAAUAGGAAUGACUCAUAGAUUUUCAGAGCCUUAUUUUCUAGCUUCUCUCUUAUUCUGGCCAGAAAACCAGCAACUAGAUCAAGAUUCUAAACAAAUGGAAAAAUAUGCUCAAGCACUGGAAAAUUCUUUCCGGGGGCAAUAUAAGCGCAUGCAUCGCACAAAGCAACCAAUUGCUUAUUUCUUUCUUGGAAAGGGUCACAAUAUGAGCAGACUUGUCCACAAAGGAAAAAUUGAUCAAUGCUUUAAAAAGACAUCUGAUAUUAAUUCCUUGUGGCAUAGUGGAGAUGUGUGGAAAGAGAAAAAAGUCCAGGAACUUUUGCUACGUUUACAGGGUCGAGCUGAAAAUAAUUCCUUAUAUAUAGAAUAUGGAAUCAAUGAAAAAAUCACAAUACCUAUCACUCCUACUUUCUUGGGUCAACUUAGAAGUGGAAGAAGCAUAGAAAAGGUGUCCUUUUAUCUGGGGUUUUCCAUUGGAGGCCCACUUGCUUAUGACAUUGAAAUUGUCUGAAAGCUUAUCUUUUUUCUCCUGAAUGUGGUCCCUGUAUCAUUGAAUAUGUUUUCAUUGGAUCCAAGACACACAUACUUUUGACCAGUAAAUACAAUUGAGAUGUUUCUAUUAA
This is a messenger RNA of Jaculus jaculus (lesser Egyptian jerboa), 5072 nucleotides long. Its product is annotated as sterile alpha motif domain-containing protein 9. The transcript has 2 exons. The record is from RefSeq and is a predicted model, not a curated record. Bases 230 to 4960 code for a protein of 1576 amino acids. Lineage: Eukaryota; Metazoa; Chordata; Mammalia; Rodentia; Dipodidae. Gene Ontology annotation, molecular function: protein binding. Gene Ontology annotation, cellular component: cytoplasm.